This is a messenger RNA of Frankliniella occidentalis (western flower thrips), 4027 nucleotides long. RefSeq names its product E3 ubiquitin-protein ligase RNF19B. The transcript is spliced from 13 exons. Gene Ontology annotation, biological process: protein polyubiquitination; ubiquitin-dependent protein catabolic process; positive regulation of proteasomal ubiquitin-dependent protein catabolic process. Gene Ontology annotation, cellular component: ubiquitin ligase complex; cytoplasm. The coding region runs from base 400 to 2778 and encodes 792 amino acids. NCBI's taxonomy places the organism in Eukaryota, Metazoa, Arthropoda, Insecta, Thysanoptera, Thripidae. The record is from RefSeq and is a predicted model, not a curated record. Gene Ontology annotation, molecular function: ubiquitin conjugating enzyme binding; zinc ion binding; ubiquitin protein ligase activity.
AUAACGGCCGCGCCGGGUGCGGCGGGCGGAGGCGAUCGGACGAGAGAGAACGCCCAUCUCGAGACGCGCAGCAGAGCAGAUGUCGUUACUUUCCUCUUGGUCGGACUACAUAAACGAUUUAUUUUUACUUUAUUAUUGCGUGACGCGGAUGCCGGUCAAGGCGGCGGCGGCAGCGGCGCGCCGACUGUAUUCGUCGUGAAUGGGGUGGCUUAUCCGUGUCAAGGAUCACGGCGGUACGGUGGAGAAGAGGAGGCUCAUCGCCUCUCCCUCGGCGACGGCGACGGACAGAGGGCGAACUCAGCUGCCCUGCUUCUCUGCGACGGGGGGCUCGGGGGUCCCCGGGACCGCCACCACCGCGCCACACCGGCAAAGUUGCGGCAUGGUGCUUAACAAUUAAGGAUGCGGGGCUCUCGCAAGGAGCAGCCGCGGGAGGCGGCCCACGCCGGGGGCGGCGCCUCCAAGGGCGGCGCCGGCUGCGGCGGCGUGGCGGCGGCGCAGCGCAAGCGCGGGCUGUCGCACUUCUCGCUCACCCGCCUGCUGUACGCCAGCCCCCUGGUGCCGCGCAGGAUCAACCGCAACAACUCCAGAUCCGUCAAGUCCAAUGACGAGCGGAGCGCGGUGGACGGCCCGUCCCAGGACGUGGAGCGCGGAGAGGCCGCACUCAAAUCUGCACCGGAGCGGGACAAGGUCCAGAGGGUCAACAGUCUAGCCUCGGCCUCCGGGGAGUCCGCCAAGUGGCCCCUCGGCCUCGUUUGCCCUCUCUGCCUAAAUGAGCAACCCAGCCAGAAUUUCCCUGAGCUCCUCACCUGUGCUCACAGGUCAUGUUAUGACUGUUUUCAAAAGUAUCUUCGUGUAGAGAUAUCUGAGUCCCGUGUGAAUAUUGCAUGUCCAGAAUGUACAGCACCCAUGCAUCCAAGUGACAUCCGAAUGAUUCUUAAUGAUAAUGUAGUAUUUGAGAAAUAUGAAGACUUUAUGGUGAGGAGGGUUUUGGCCUGUGAUCCGGACACCAGGUGGUGUCCUGCCCCUGAUUGUAGUUUUGCCGUAAUAGCCUCUGGCUGUGCUAGCUGCCCAAAGAUAAAAUGCGAGCGCGACGGAUGUAGUUCUUAUUUCUGCUACCACUGCAAGGCAGAGUGGCACCCUAAUCAAACCUGUGAUGAUGCGAGGAUGUUGAGGUCACCCUCAAAAUCAACUUCAACUACCUUCAAUCACCACCGACUUAGAGACGAUGUUAAACCUUGUCCCCGGUGUCAAGUGCUUAUUGGCAAAAUGGACGAUGGCUCCUGCAACCACAUGCAGUGCGCGGUGUGCGGGGCCGAGUUCUGUUGGCUAUGUAUGAAGGAAGUUACAGAUUUGCAUUUCCUAAGUCCGUCGGGUUGUACAUUUUGGGGAAAGAAACCCUGGUCCAGGAAAAAGAAGAUACUCUGGCAACUGGGCACGCUGGUCGGCGCACCUGUAGGGAUUGGUUUAAUUGCGGGAAUUGCCGUUCCUGCCAUGAUCAUCGGCCUGCCCGUUUGGGUAGGGAAGAAGAUCUACACCCGGUACGAGUUCAGCAACAAGCACAAGAGGAACCUCGCUAUAUUCGGCGGCGUCACCGCGACGGUGGUGGCGUCACCCUUCUUGGCUGCGCUGGCCGUGUCCAUCGGCGCCCCCGUGCUGCUCUGCUACGUGUACGGCGUGGUGCCCGUGGCCAUGUGCCGGUCCCGCGGCUGCGGCGUGCUCAACGCGGCCGAGUGGCUCAGCCUGGACGACCUCGACGACCUGGACAAGCGCCCCGACCCGGACCAGGACGUGGACGUGGACCAGGAUGGCGUGAGCCUCAGCCACCGCGGCGUCAACCCCUCCAUAGGGGAGGUGUCCAUUUCUCUGGGCAGCGGCAGCCACCUGGAGAGACUGGGCCGCGAGGGUGACGCCGACGCCGAGGGGGACGCCGACGCCUACCCGUUCCCCUACCCAUUCAAUCCGGACCGGGAGGACCAGUCCGUCAGCAACGUGGCCAUCGCUGGGGCGAGCCUCACGGGGGCCAGCCUGGCGGGCUCCAUCGCCGGCGUGUCGGCGGUGUCGGCUGGACAGCGCAUGAGCAGCGAGACCGCCUCGGCCGCCACUAGUUUGUCGGAGAAAUCCGUGUCAGCAUCACUCGGUGACGAUGGAGCGGCUUCCACUAGGGCUCUCGCUGGAUCCAUUGCAAACUACAAGAUGGAUUCCGUCUCGGGAGUUGUAAAUGUGGAAGACACAAUAUCUGAUUCAUAUGAGGAACUUGCUGCUGGUUCAGUAAGACGUGCUGAUUUUUCUGGAAAUAGGCGCAGAACAAAUUUAGACCGACAGACCAGUGAUACUGAAAGUGCAGGAAGUGGUAUUGGAGGCAAUGAUGAUUGUGUAUCAGUUGACAGAGUUCGGUUUGAUGACAAUGUUAGUUUUAUAGAAGCAACUUCAAGUCCUGUUUCUAUUGGGAGCACUCGUAGUAGAGGAAGUGACAAAACAGCUGACAUCAGUCAACAGUCAGACAUAAAAGUGAAUAAUGACAAAGCAAGUCUGCGAAGUAAGCUGUGCCAUUCAGGAGCGUCUACUAGCAAUGGUGAUAAACGAUUAUCAAAGCAUCGUAAACCACAUACUGAGGUUGAUUUGAGUGGCAUUGAAAUUUCAGUUGAUGGCAAACCUCUUGAUGUUAUAGUUGAACCAAUCUGUGUUAGUGAAAAUUCUGUAACAGAAUCCUGCGAAGUUUCUAUCCCUUUGGAAAUUGAAGGAAAACAACCAAUCCUGAAGUACCUAGUUUGUGAAUGAUGUUAGUACAUCCAUCCAUUCAUUGCCAAUACGCAAAAACAAAAGGGUUAUUGCUAUUUUUAUGUUGUUUCGCUUAUUGAGAAUGAAAGUUAAGUGUCUAGUGUUGUCUAGUGCACUAACAGGGUGUGUAAAAGUGUGUUCUGAUCUAUAAAUUACAUCAUUCUCUGUCUGAUAACUGUUUUCCCUUUUUGUAACGGUCCUAUUUUCUUUUGUAGUAAUUAGAGGUAUUGAUGCAUAUGUUAUGCUAUUCAUUUGUACUGCUCAGCAAACGUUUUCAGUGAUUUACUUUCAUUAUUUCUGUGGAUACAGAUACAAUGUUAAGUUUGAAAGCCUUGCAGAUAUUUUCAUUAAGACUGAGAUGCUUGGGCCCAUAUGGCUUGAACUGCUGCUUUGGGCUCUUGCACCCCUCUCUCCUUGUCGUAGAUUUUGCAUUGCAUUAAUUCUUAUUAUGUGGCAAUGUUUCCAAAUGUUAUGUCAAGUUAACCAUUUUUAGUAGAGUUUUUAUUUUCAUUUCUUUAUUACUCAUUUUUUUCAUCUUAACAUUUAUUUGCUUCCUUUUACUGAUAAUCUAUUCAUUUACUUGUACAGUAUCUCAAUAUUCAGCCCAUGAAUCAACAAUAAUAUUUAUGUGUAUUAUCAUACCUUUAUUAUGUUGUGAUGUUAGAUGUCUAUCAGUUGUUUUAUCAGUCAUAACUUGUGAACAUAUUCACCCGAAUUGAAUGCAUUGAGUGCAUAUUGUAGCAUCAUGGGAAAGCACCAGUUGAUUAAUUGUUCGCUUGCAAUCCAAAUGUUACAGAACCUAUGUCAUUGGCACUUUUCUUUGGAAACAUGUUUCUGGUUUAAGUUCAUUGUUGUAGAUGUGCCCUGAAACUUAGCUCAUGUAGUGUAUUUUUUCCAAUAGAAAAACUGAGGGGAAACAAAUUGAAGUUACCUUCCAAAUUUAAGGUUCCUAUUUCUUUUAAACUUGCUUCUUUCAUAGUUUUAGUGAAAGAAUUAAAUUUGAUCUUUAAAAAAACCUAAUUUGUAAACCAAAGAACAUGUGACUUCUAAAAUUGUUUUGACGUUCAACUGCAAGCAAGCAGAUAUUCUUUAUUAUUCAAGUAGUUAGGGUUACAAUGGUUUCUUUAUUUUCAACUUUAUUGAAAUAUUCUACUGCAUCUCAAAUUUUAAGUUGCCACCCCCUCCAAAAGUAUUAAAUUAUUGGUAUUGUCAAAUCUCUUGCUAAUAUUAAAGAAUGCCUGUACAAGCA